AUGAGCAUGUGUUCUGAAUCCCCUAAACCAUCUGACAGUCAAACCAAGCACCAUGGGUCAGGGAGGUGUUGGACAAAGGAAGAAAGCGAGUUGUUGGAGAAACAUCGGGAUGAGUACAGAGAGGCCGGUGACUCAGCUUGUGCCAACUUAUUGUCUGAUGUUUUGCAAAAAAUGCUGGACAUACUCCCCAAUGGAAAGAUGUUCAACAAGGAGGAGAGAACAGCUGUUAAUAAGACAUCAAGGCUUGGUUUGGGCGGCACAGUCACAAAAGAAGCCAAAAAAUGCCAAAGUUGGGCUACCAAGCUCUGCAUAGAAGCCAACCAAGCCGGUGAGACCCAGCCUAAAGGGGGAGAAAGGACUCAUUUUGAUUUUCAGGAGCAGGUGGUCACUGCUAUGAUGGAGAAACUUACAAAGAAAGAGGUAAAAAGGUUGGAGAGGACGGCCAAGGAGUUCAACAAGAAGGGGGUGGACCCCAAACUCAAGUCAAAGUUGGCCAUGAAGAACUGCACUGCUUGGAUGCAUGCCUUUUCCAAGGAGAUUUAUGACACAAUGGGUGUCCAGGUCUUUAUAUUUGGCUGUUACCUGAAACCUGAUGGUACUUUGGACGUCUCAACCUACGACUUCAAUCAAGAACUGGGCAAUGGAAAGGACUACAUCAAUAGCCAAGGCCAGAUAAAUAUUGCAGCUGGGCAGCAAAAGGGAUCAGCUCUGUGGACAGCUAUUGGAGCAAAGUUAUCCAACUUUGUGGAUGAGGAACACAUACCUGAGGCUUGGAGAGCAGUAACCUCAGAGGGGGAUAACCUUUACAAGUUUCUCAAUCCCUCCAAAUUUCUGAUGGAGAUGGGAAAGAAGCUCAGCAAAAGCAAGGGUCAAAGGAAAGGCUGGGCAACAACCGAGUUGUUGUCAGAUGAGGAAGCUACAGUUGGGAAGGGAAGGAAGCCUGGCAGAAGCAAGGGAAAGACUGAGUCCAGAACGAAAGGGAAGAAACCCCAAGAUCAAUGGGACUCUGAUGUGGAGGAGGAGGAAGCUUGGCCAGGCAUGGCAAAAGGAAGGCCAAUCUGCAGGGACUCUCAGCCGACCAAGAAGAAGGCAGCUGACUUGGAUGUGAAGGGCAAGCCCAGGUCAGUCAAGGAAGCUUGGCCGAAACACAAAGAUCAAUGGGACUCAGACUCGGAUGUUGAGAAGCAGGAAGUUCGGCUGACCAACAAGAAACCAGUCAACUUGCAUGUAAAGACCACAACAAAAGGGGAAGAUCAAGAUCAAUGGGACUCCAAUGUGGGAGAGGAGCAAGCUUGGCCCAACAGGACAAAAGCAGUGAAGUUCAAAGGGUCAGAAGAAGCAGCUCAGAAAGAUCAAUGGGACUCUGACUCAGAUGUUGAGAAGCAGGAAGUUUGGCCGAUCAAGAAGAAAGCAGCCACAAAGAACAACUUCAAUGUCAAGGGGACAGGAACCGAGCCUGGUUCAGAUGAAGAAGCUCGGCCAACGAAGAAGGCAGCCAACUUUGAAGGAACCAAGCCCGGGUCAGGGACAGUAACCGAGCCUGGGUUAGAUGAUGAAGCUCGGCCAACAAAGAAGGCUAUUGAUAUCCUGAAACCUAAAGCAAAGCCAGGACCCAGUGAAAGCUUUUGGGAAAUGGACUUGGCAGAGCCAUUGGGUGGACGUGGGAUGAAAAGAAAAUACAGUGAUGAUGAAGAGGAUGCCCUCCCCAACAAGACUUCUCGGUUGGAGGCUGGUUACAAACUUGGCCCCAAAAACAGCCGACCUGGCAAAAUCAAGAAGGCUGCUGGCUCCCCUGUCAUGCAAGAUGUUUCCAUUGACAAACCAUCUACCGAGGUCGAUCCACAUGCUGGUCGUGGCCCAUCAACUAACAUUGAUUUAGUCAAGUUGGCCAUGGCUAACCCUGUCAAGGCAAAACCUAAACCUUGA
Messenger RNA from Laccaria bicolor S238N-H82, 1926 nucleotides. RefSeq lists its product as uncharacterized. The transcript is spliced from 9 exons. The coding region runs from base 1 to 1926 and encodes 641 amino acids. Lineage: Eukaryota; Fungi; Basidiomycota; Agaricomycetes; Agaricales; Hydnangiaceae. The record is from RefSeq and is a predicted model, not a curated record.